AUGCUCGGCGUCAAUCGCGAGUCACGGUUGUCGUCAGGGUCCGUCGACGACCUUACGACCGCCGCCCAAGCUGGUCUGUUCCUCCUCGCGCAAAACAACGACUUGCAAGUCCAAAUCGGCGAACUGAACGACCGAGUGGGUCACCAAGCGCACGAACUGGAGCUAGCGGCUGCCAAGUACGACGCGUGCUGGCGCCAGCGCUGCCACGCCAUGCAAGAAGUGGCCGACGUCCUCAAAGAAAAUCAUGAGUUGCAGCGCGAUCUGCGGCUCGCCAAUGCUCACAUUGUGAAGCUUGAAGAUGACGUCAGCAAGUUGGAAUCCCGUGUGCACGUUGCCGAAAGUGCAUUAAAUCGCCUGAUGCACAACAACAAAACGAUCCGUCCGCCAGGGCGACCCCAAACGAAAUGGUCCGAGCCAGAGUCGACCUUGUCGGUUCAGAAUUGGCAAGCACUGCCAACCAUGGCAGAGCCCGGGCGAGACCCGCCCAAUCAAGAUGAUUCGAUCCAUGAAGGGAACGAAGACCCCUUCGCCACUGAGCCUCCAUCGUCGACACUAUCCGUUGGGUCCCCACACGGGCAAGACGGUUCGAAACUCGACGGAUCGGUAUCUCUCGACGAACUGUACCAGAAAAGUGUGGCAGCACUUGCAACCCAAACACAGCAAAUGCAAGAAAUGCAACUAGAACAAGCAGAGGAGCGCGACUUGAUUGCCAGCAUGCGGCAAACGAUCGCACAACUCAAGCAGCAAGUGUCCCAUCUCGAGGUCAUGUCGACGCCCCCCCUCGACAAGGACGGAGCCACCGCGGACUCUUUUCUGCCCGACUCCGCGACGUUCGUGCGAGACCAAUCCACUGGCAUCGUUCCAGCCGUAGUGACCGCACUCGACACAUCAUCCACGCAUGAUCUUGGCCAAGCGAAUUUGUUGGUGUUGGACAAAGCCAUCACACUGGAGGGCAUGCACCAGUUGGUGGGGCAGCUCAAAGCCCACGCGCCGCUAAUUUGGAGUCGAUCCAUUGACAGCGUGUCCUCGAAGGAGCCUCGACCCGUGCCACCGUCAUAUCAAGUUCCCCGUCAGUGCCACGCUGCGAUUGCAUGUCUCCAGGACAUUUGGCCCGCGGCGACUGAAGCCGACUUCAUGGACAUCACAGAUUGGCUCCACGUAGCGUUUCGAGGCACGGGGAUGCACCGCCCCCUUCGCAUGCGCAACUUGUCCGAAGAGACAGCAGCGCAGGUCGUGACGACUCUGGUGCCUCUUCUUCAGGCAGCCUGCCAUCGAACGGUCGAAGUUACUCUCUUUGACCGUGUGCACUACACCACGGAUGUCGUCCUUCGUUGUUAA
Aphanomyces invadans is the source of this 1338-nucleotide messenger RNA. RefSeq lists its product as hypothetical. The coding region runs from base 1 to 1338 and encodes 445 amino acids. NCBI's taxonomy places the organism in Eukaryota, Oomycota, Saprolegniomycetes, Saprolegniales, Verrucalvaceae. The record is from RefSeq and is a predicted model, not a curated record. The transcript has 3 exons.